AUGGACACCGACGAUGUGGAAUCCUCGAGCAGUAGCACAAUGUCGAGCCUAAACAGCCUGUUUUCCUUCACUAGCCCUGCAGUGAAAAAACUGCUCGGUUGGAAGCAGGGCGAUGAGGAGGAAAAAUGGGCCGAAAAGGCAGUGGACAGUUUGGUAAAAAAGCUCAAGAAACGAAAAGGCGCCAUUGAGGAGCUCGAACGUGCCCUAUCCUGCCCGGGACAACCAUCCAAGUGUGUCACUAUACCGCGGUCACUCGAUGGACGACUACAGGUUUCGCAUCGAAAAGGAUUGCCGCACGUGAUCUAUUGCCGGGUAUGGCGUUGGCCCGACCUACAGAGCCAUCACGAGCUCAAACCAUUAGAAACAUGUCAGUAUCCAUUCAGCGCGAAGCAGAAAGAAGUUUGCAUAAAUCCGUAUCACUACAAGCGCGUCGAGAGCCCAGUACUGCCGCCUGUAUUGGUGCCUCGCCAUUCAGAGUUCGCACCGGGUCAUUCGCUUCUGCCAUUCCACCAGAUGAACGAGCCAAAUAUGCCGCACAAUGUGAAUUACUCGAAUACGGGCUUCAACAACUCUCCGAUGUCGUCCGUAUCGAGCCCGGGACCAAUCAGUUCCAAUCCACAGAGCCCGUACGGUGCACUACCGGAGACGCCACCACCAGCCUAUAGUCCACCGGAGGAGGGAAAUACGGUUAGCGGCGGGCAGGAUGGUAACCAGAUGGACACGAAUCAAAUGCAUGGAGAGGUCGCACCGGUUAGCUAUCAGGAGCCACCUUAUUGGGCUAGCAUAGCCUACUACGAGCUGAAUUGCCGUGUUGGCGAAGUAUUCCACUGCACCAAUACUUCCAUCAUAGUGGACGGGUUUACAAAUCCGUCCAAUAAUUCGGACCGCUUCUGCCUCGGACAGCUGAGUAAUGUGAAUCGUAACAGCACGAUCGAAAACACAAGGCGCCACAUCGGCAAGGGUGUGCAUCUGUAUUACGUUGGUGGUGAGGUGUAUGCGGAGUGUCUCUCCGAUUCGGCCAUCUUUGUACAAAGCCGCAACUGCAACCAUCAUCACGGGUUCCAUCCGAGCACAGUAUGCAAAAUUCCGCCCGGCUGCUCACUAAAGAUUUUCAACAAUCAGGAGUUCGCACAGUUGCUGUCACAGUCCGUUAAUCACGGCUUCGAAGCGGUGUACGAGCUGACUAAGAUGUGCACGAUACGUAUGAGCUUCGUCAAGGGUUGGGGAGCGGAAUAUCAUCGACAGGAUGUCACUUCAACACCGUGCUGGAUCGAAAUUCACCUGCAUGGGCCACUGCAGUGGCUCGAUAAAGUGUUGAUGCAAAUGGGUUCACCGCACAACGCGAUCAGCUCGGUGUCGUAA
This is a messenger RNA of Anopheles marshallii, 1362 nucleotides long. RefSeq names its product protein mothers against dpp (gene Mad). Gene Ontology annotation, biological process: transforming growth factor beta receptor signaling pathway; regulation of transcription by RNA polymerase II; SMAD protein signal transduction. The transcript is spliced from 3 exons. Gene Ontology annotation, cellular component: heteromeric SMAD protein complex. Gene Ontology annotation, molecular function: I-SMAD binding; RNA polymerase II cis-regulatory region sequence-specific DNA binding; DNA-binding transcription factor activity, RNA polymerase II-specific. Lineage: Eukaryota; Metazoa; Arthropoda; Insecta; Diptera; Culicidae. The coding region runs from base 1 to 1362 and encodes 453 amino acids. The record is from RefSeq and is a predicted model, not a curated record.